AUGGCGGUGUACUACCUGUACAGGAGCGGGGUGGACACCUUCUCCGUGCCCGUGCAGGGGCCUUCCGUGUCCGUCGCCGAGCUCAAGCGCCUCAUCAUGGCCACCGCGCGACAGGGCCACGGCCGGUCGCGCGGCCGCGGCCCAAGGGAGACCGUCGCGUUGUACGGCGACAGGGCCGGCGAGGAGUACACGGAGGAGGCCGAGAUGAUCCCGACCGGCUCCACAGUCGUGGUGCGACGCCGAGUCGACGGGCCUCCUGUCGAGACGAUCGUCGACUCGUCCCUAAAGAAGCCGCUGUCGCAGGGUGGCGGUGGUGGUUCUUCGUCGGACUCUGGUGUGCCGUCGACGGAGGCUGAAGCAGUCGAUGAGGAGAGAGCCAUCAGCGCCGUGAUCGAGGCUGCAGAGCUCAAGUGGGAGGCCCCAUCCCAGGGAGGCCACUGCUAUGGUCACCGCAGCACGCACGCAUGGAGGGCACCACCGGCCGGAUACGUCUGCCACAGGUGCCGCGUCCCGGGGCAUUUCAUCCACCACUGCCCCACCAAUGGCGACCGAAGAUUUGGCAUCCGGAGGGCAGGCCCUGCUCCGGCGUCCUCAACGGCGCCGCUUGCGUCCGGGGAUCCUGAGGGCGUCGUCGUCCCCGCAGAGCUCUACUGCAAGAUUUGCCAGAGGGUGAUGAUCGACGCGGUGUUGGCGAGCAAGUGCUGCUUCGACAGCUUCUGCGACAGGUGCAUCAUCACCGGCAAGUCCAAGUGCGCGUGCGGGGCACAGGCGCGCGCCGACGACCUGAUUCCCAACCCGAAGCUCCGAACCACCAUCGCCAACCUGCUCGCCACCAUCGGCGCCACGAGCGGAACGGAGAAGCCGAAGAGCUCCGCCGGCAGCAACGCGGCAGAGCCGGCACCUCACAGCCCGACCGCUUCCCAGGCGAGCCGCAGCAACGUGAGUUCCAUGACGUCCACGCACAGCGACGGCGGCGCGACGUCCACGUCCAAGAAGAGCGCCACGAUCUCAGGCGUUCUCGGGCAAAGGAAGGCGCGGGAGACAGACGGCGACCACUCCGUAGAAUCCAGAUCGCUGGCCAUCGACGGCAACCACCACAGCGCCCCGUUCUGCCCGGCGCCAGGCUACGUCGACCCCUUCUUCAGCGGCAUGCCUUUCGGAGCAGCCUACUACGGCGGCGUGCCUUACGGUUGUGGUGGUGGUGCUGCUGCUGCUUACGGCUACUACGGCGAGGAGCACCGUGACAUGAAGAGGGCACGCCUACGAUGA
Messenger RNA from Oryza brachyantha (malo sina), 1269 nucleotides. RefSeq names its product E3 ubiquitin ligase PQT3-like. Gene Ontology annotation, cellular component: nucleus. The record is from RefSeq and is a predicted model, not a curated record. Gene Ontology annotation, molecular function: zinc ion binding; ubiquitin protein ligase activity. The transcript has a single exon. The coding region runs from base 1 to 1269 and encodes 422 amino acids. Lineage: Eukaryota; Viridiplantae; Streptophyta; Magnoliopsida; Poales; Poaceae. Gene Ontology annotation, biological process: mRNA processing; ubiquitin-dependent protein catabolic process; protein ubiquitination.